Messenger RNA from Spirodela intermedia, 10944 nucleotides. NCBI's taxonomy places the organism in Eukaryota, Viridiplantae, Streptophyta, Magnoliopsida, Alismatales, Araceae. The record is from the annotation of a GenBank genome assembly.
AUGGCAGCGGCGCACGGCACGAUGGCUCCCGCCUUGGCGACACGGAGGCCCUUCGGAAGUGAGUGCGCUACGCGAUCAUGUGCGACUGUUUUGCUUGCUCUUGUUCAAAUUCUUGUUAGAUGUGUCCAUGUGCUACAGGUUUUUGGUUUAUAUCGGAAAUUUACGUUCCGCUAUGCGAAUGGAAACAUGGUCCUCAACGCGGGGAGGGGUUGAGGGGCAGGAAUGACGCGGUUGGGGAUCCAGCGCCCCCUCUACCAUGUUCUCCUCUUGAAGGAGAGCAUUUAUUUUCUUUUUUCGAUGGCAUUUGGUGAAUAGACACGGAAAUGAAGUAGCUUGCUCUCGUAACCGAGUAAUUUGUAUUUUAAUCUGCCGAGUAUGGGGAAUGUCCUGACUUAUUGCAAAGAUUCCGAGAGGACCACACGUAGCCACGCUCAUUGAAUUUUUUAUUUUGUUUUUGGAGCUAACGCAUUGUUUCUCGAAUCCACAAACCUUGAGGUUCAUCUAAGCAUUUUUUCCGGUAUCUCAGUAAAUCUUAAAAAUUCUCUCUCUCUCUAAAUAAUCAUGUUUUUAUGAUAUUUAGUUCAUUUACGAGUAAAGCCACCUAAUGGCUAAUGGAUGCUCACGAUGCUUAGAGAGGAGAGAAUUUAUUGGUUCCCCUGAAACUAUUUGUUGUCAUCGAGGGGCCUGAGGUACUACUAAGUAUCGCAAAUGCUGAUCUUUUCUGUUGGAUUUGAGGGAAAAUAAAUUUUAUGUAUCGUAUCACAUUGCAUACUUUAAAUUUUGUGAAGGAAAAGUCAUAAGAUGACGCUUUCAAAUAAAUAAAUAAGUCAUUCGAAGGGAUCAUUGUUAACAACGUAUAAUAGAACUCAAUUCAUGUGGUAGAGUAAUACUUUUUAAACCGCACAUUGAUGAUGCCAACGUUUUUAAGAAAUGUGGGUCACAUAUGUUGAAACUUAUUUUUUAUGGGUUUUGAAAACCAUUGGCAUGUUUGAAAUGGCAACAGUAAUACGUUUUGCCAAUAUGUUGAAGACUCACCCUUGCUAAUUGUAAUUUUCAGUUGAACAUCACUGCCUAUCACAUAUAGAUUUUGAAUUUAAUGGUUGCAUUCUUUAAAUAGUUUCUUGCCAAAUAAUUUUCAACUAGGCGUGCAUGUUUUCAAAACUUUCAGUAAUUUUUCCAAAUCUUCUGUUGAUUAGUUUGCUCAGUAAUUAGUUUCCUUUGUAUUUCAUGUACAUCAUUUUUUACGAUGUAGUGUUCAAAAUUUAUGGAUUUAUGUUGUUUUAUACUUCUUGGCAUUGCUCGCUUAUUUAGCAUCAUUUUCAUUCAAUUUUCUCUUCUGAGAAUAUUUACUUGGUUCAUAAAUAUUAGUAUAUUUCAUUAGAAAUAUAUGAGACUGCUUUUGACUAGGUCUAUUGGUAGAAUCGUUUUUUGUUAUUUUGGCCAACAUCUAUUAUUUGGCUAACUUUAUCAGCCUUUUCGGUGACUGAUUUCAGAAUCAAAAAAGAAUUUUGGGAGAUUUUAUGCUGGCCAAACGUUCAAGUGUGGGAGACCUUUCAGGAUUUUUGCUAGAGUGGAAUCAAGUUCAAACAAAGAUAGUGUGGAAAUUUCUCAGGAAUCAGAUAGAACAAUGGGAUCGCUGUUCACAUGGCCAGACAAACAGGUGGAGACAUUUUUUUUGUGAAUUUUUCAAGGAUAUACUCAUAGAUUCGCAGUACAAAACUGUUGUUCUACGUAUCCGUUAGACUUCCUUGGAGCCUGUAAAUUUCAAAAUCUUUUCUCCUGUCUACGUGUGGACAUGCAUUGAAUCAUUUGGAAUUAUCAUAUCUUGUUUUAGUUUUGGUGGAAAAUCCAGCGUAUGUGUUGUGAAUGAGCAUGGUUCAUCUUUGGUAGAUAUUUUUAUGUUAUCCUUGAGCAUUUUCUUGAAGUUAACUGUAAUGCUUUGCAAUUACAAUACCAUAUCUUGUUUUAAUGUUGGUGGAAAAUCGAGCCUAUAAGUUGUGCGUGAGCAUGGUUCAUCUUUGGUAGAUAUUUUUAUGUUAUCCUUGAGCAGAAGGUGUUCUUGUCUCCUUCAGAUGAGUUAGAUUGCUUAAGAUAGACUGACAAAGUAGGUUUCAAAGGGAGAUUUCCGUCAAUGACGUUGGGAUUGAUGUACUUUACCUUUGCUUUUUGUACCUUCUUUCUGUGUAUUAUUCUCUGUCCGAACUGCUAGAUAUUGCUCACACUGGAUAUCUUUUUCUGCUUGUUACUCAUUCUCAAGGCUGUUUUGCAGAAGCCCCGAGUAUGCAUAUUAGGAGGCGGAUUUGGAGGUUUGUACACUGCUCUAAGAUUGGAAUCCCUUUUGUGGGCGGAUAACAAAAAGCCCCAGGUAAAGUCAUUAUUUGAUAUAUAAGUUCAAAAAAUUGUAGAAUCCCAUUUCAGUUGUUUUCUUUUCAUGCUAGUUUUUUAGGAGUCUUUUUCGUUUUUUUUUCUGUGUGCGUGUUGAGAUUAGGGUUGCUAGCCCCUAAACCGAUCUGUGUGCUUGCCUAAUCUGUCUUGGGUGUCAGGUGCCUUCUUCUGGCCACUUGGAUCGCUAAAGAGAACAGUAGGGCCUUAUAAUUGCAUCAGAUCAAAACGCUAACAUAACAGCCACCGAGAGCAUUGUGAAUUAAUGUAAUAGUAAUUCACGUUAUGCCAUCAAGUAUGUGUUAACCCUACUAACUGUUUGUUGUGAACGUGAUCGAAUAUUUUGAACCGUUCAAAUCAUGCAAGCGGCUGAAUACAGACACCAAUAAUUGAUGUUCAUGUUUAGAAAUGCAAACUUACAAUCAUGCAAAAGGCGAAGUGCCCAUCAUCUUGAAUGGAACACAUAACGGUCUCUGUUUAUAUAUCGGUGUCCCACUAGCACCAAAUAUGCCGUACAUCCCUGUUUGACUAGGAAGAACAUCUCAUCUCCAUACUUUCAGAGGUGUUGGAGCAAUAGGGAAAGCACCCUGUAGGAAGAAGAAUUGGGAAAAAUAUAUGGCCCAUUGAAGAAAUAUGGCCUUCUCGCACACAAAAAAGCUGGAGACUUAAAGAGUGUCUCCAUGGUCUGCCACUGGAGACAAGGACAUGAAAAUCGAGUAUCUAUCGUCUUUUUCUAAUUGAUGAAAUCAUGAUUCAGAUUCGAUCAAGCUUGUGUGAUCUGAUCAUCAGCUGACCCCCAGAAUCCACGUGUAAGAAUAUAGUCACAGGCAGUCACUGUCCCAUCAUAAGAAAGAAAUUAGUAUGUGAUGGAGAUUGCUACAUGUUUGGUACUUCUGCCCUUCAAAAUCAGGGGCGCCAUUCGACUCCUUGAAGUUGUCUCUUUUUUUUAUUAGAAGUUUCUGUUCCACUAUAUUGAAAGUUUGACAGAGUAGCUUGCAAUUGGCCGAAGAGUUUUUUUUGGUUGACUCUUCCUUUAAGGCCCAAUUUACUACUGGUUUUAGCCCUUAAGAGUCUUGGUUUCCAUGCCUUUUUUCUUCCUACUCAGCUGGGCCCCUCCCUUUCCAUCUAAUUUGGGAGAAUCUGGGCACUCGUUGCAGAAACUUUUGUUUGGAUUAUGAUCAUCUUCUGACCUAUUCCUUUUCUCGUUCUUGGUUCUUUUGGUCCACCAAUUCUCCAGCGCCUUGGUUUACCCUGUCUUUUUUCCGUAAAUCAGUUACAUACUAUGGAACAAGUGCUGUUUUGGUUAAUUGGGAGAGUAGGGCAUCAGGCCUAUCGCUAUCCAUUGAUUACUGAUAAGAUUUAAGUGAGGAAUCCAUUAUUUCUUUCCCCUGCAUUCUCCAGAAUCUUGGGUGAGUCCUUAAUGAUUUACUGUUCCUUGUUGUAUGGGCACAUGAUAAAUGAUGACGAAAUUGGUAUGUAAUGAGAGACUAGUUUUUGGAGGAUGAGCUUUAUUUAGCAAUGCAAGACCUUUACCGCAGUUUGGAAGGUUUAUUGCAGGAGGAAAUGAGCUUACUCUUAAGUUUCGGUCAGAUCAGCCAAGAAAACGACCAAGAUGGUUACCUUUCCUAUAUAUAUGAUGAAGAAUAGUAUUAUGCUCAUAAUACCAUUUGAGAUUAUGCUCAUAGUAGUAUUACCGCAGUAGCAUUAUGCUCAUAUAUUUGAGAUGUAAAUUGUGUAGAUCCCAUUGAAUCCAUGGUAGAACAGUAAUUUUCAAACGAUAAGAAGCCCAUUCAACGAAUCCCGAAUUUCAUUUUUUUUAAAGGUGUGGGUUUAAUAUCCAAGCAUGCCUUUUUCUUUUUGAUGUGAAUGGUCUGCUUGAAUUUAUCAUCUGAAAGAUGUUGAUAAAUAUAAUUGGUACAUGGCUUAAUGACAAACGUUUUCAUUCCACCCUGAUGAAGUGCUUAUCCUUUUUAUGGUUGUGAUCUUGUCGAGAAAUUUUCUUUUUGUUACGUUUUAUGUUUCUGUUUCUGACCUUUACUCUAUGUUUGUGACUUGAAAACCCCUUUCAUGUAUUCUUUUCAAUUGGGUUCCAUUUUGGAUGUUGCUUUUGUACAUCAGAUUUAUGCUUAACUCUUCUCCUGUUUCUAAUCGUGUUUUCCUUCACUGACUGAGGUUUUUCUUCGCUUUCUAAUCAUGUGUCUUUCAUGUACUCUUUUCAAUUGGGUUCCAUUUUGGAUUAUACUUUUCUACACAUCAGAUUUAUGCUUAACUCUUCUCCUCCUGUUUCUAAUCGUGUUUUCCUUCACUGACUGAGGUUUUUAUUCGCUUUCUAAUCAUGUCUUUUAAUGUUCCAAUUCUGAAAAUGUGGCAGGUGGUUCUUAUUGAUAAGUCAGAGAAUUUUGUUUUCAAACCAUUGCUGUAUGAGCUCCUCUCUGGAGGUAUUAUUGAUUCCUUACCAAUAAGACUUCAGAAAUGUGAUGAGCAAAUGUCUUUUGUGGAAUUGGUGGUUGUUAAAAUGAGCUUCCGUGAUUUUUGGCAUCUCUGUUAAUAUUGCUUUUCUGUCUCUGAAUCGCAGAGGUAGAACCCUGGGAAAUAGCACCUUCAUUCAAAGACUUACUUGGCAAAACUGAUGUCCAAUUUAUCAAGGACAAGGUCAAGCUUAUACAGCCUUCUGACAAUUUCCGUCCAAAUGAAUCUAGAAAUGUAUCGUCUGGAGGGAAUGUACAGCUUGAAAGCGGUGUUACUAUUGAAUAUGACUGGUAUUUUGUUUCCUGUUAUAUUUUAUGAUGCCAUGGAUUGACUUUAUUUUGUGAUAUUUUUCUGUUCUUAUUUGCGUCUCUCUGUCAGCAGUUCAGUCCAAUUUAUUUAUUGGUUUUCUGUCAUGUUUUACUGGAAUCAUGUCACAACAAACAACUGCACAAUUUACAUUAUGUUUCAAAAAAUUCUAGGGACCUUAUUUUUUUAUUAAAUUUAGUGUCGCAAACAUUAGUGUGCUUUGUGUCAAGCGUGUUUUUUUUUUCAAAUUUUCAUGUCUAAUAUUAGAAUUUACUUAACUGGACAGCCAGGCUGGUUCUGGCUCUUGGAGCUGAAGCUAAACUCGAUCUCGUGCCUGGAGCUGCUGAAUAUGCAUUGCCUUUCUCGACAUUGGAUGAUGCACUUGUAAGUUUUACUAAACAUUGUAUGUGCACUACAUUCUCAUGGCUUCCCUCUUUUACUUUUCGUACACGAUUAGUGUUAAAUGCUUUUCAGAGAUACAACUUUUGUGAAAUGGUUGUAAAAAAUUGAUGUUAAAAUAAUAUUGCUUUAUUGCUCGCCAAUUUUCUUUAGAACUGUUAGUCAAAAUUUGUGUCAUCAUUCUUGCUUAAAUUCAAAAGUAUUCCAGUGAUCACCCUUACACCUUUUGUACUUGGAGGUAGUUGUUCCCGCUUGAUGACAAAUGUAAAAAUACCUUCUCAAGACAUGAUAGCACAUUCACGAUACCUCCCUGCGUCCCCCCUGUUUCAGCAAGCCUGCCACAUGUCCAGGGUGGUAUUUUUAGUUUUGUUGAAAAACCAUUGCACAAAAUGUUUUAUCACAGGCGUGUAUGAUUAAUCAUCUAAGAUAUUUGUCUUGCUCUGAUACCUAUACUCUUGCUUCUGUGGUUCUUGCAGCAAGAAGGGUACCCUCAUAUGUUUUCACUUUUCUGUUGCAGAAAGUUGAGCUUUCAUUGAAGAUGCUGGAACGGGCACAGUUUAGAAAAAAAUCUUUACCAAUACAGGUGGCAAUUGUUGGCUGUGGUUACUCUGGAGUUGAGUUAGCUGCCACCAUAUCUGAGAGACUACAGGACCGGGGAAUAGUUUACGGGAUCAAUGUUGACACUAACAUAUGCCCAACUGCUCCACCUGGAAAUCGAGAAGCUGCACUUAAAGUGAGAACAUCUUGUUGAUAUCAUUCCAUUACUGUACUGUCCCAUUAAUCUGUUCUUAGAUAAUACUGAUUCUCAUCCUUCAUGUUUGUUCACUCCUUUAUUGUAUAUGCAUCUCAAUGUUGACGAACAUUCUUUUUCAAAUUUUAAUGGUAGAAUAAAUUCUAUCAUUCUCUCCUUUUGUUUUGUUUCGUGUAAAGUUGCCUUUUCUUUCAUUGUUUCAUUUGUAUUGAUGAUAUUGUACUGUGGAAUAAGUGAUCAGAUGAUGUGGCGGAUUUGUAAGACGGUGCUUCAUCAUUUGGCCUCCUUAUAAGCUACAGUGGGAAGGCCUUUGUAUAUGAGUUUCUCAUGAAGUGAAAGAAGAUGUGUGCAGAUCAAACCAGAGAGCAGACAGCUGGUUCUGUGAACUGCUUAAAUAGAAUGGUGAAGGAUUGUUUUCUGGGAUCCCUGUGGAUGACUUAUGUCUUUGAGAUCCUUGAUACUUGCCUUGUUACAUGCAGAUGUUUAUGCCAUUGAGGUGUGAAACCUCAUUUCCAUGAAGGGUGAUCGUUUAUCAUCUUGUUUUUUGAUUGAAUGUCACAUGUGAAUGGUUGAGGAAGAUAUGGUGCUGGAUGACAUUGAGUAGAUGAGAUAGAUGAAGAGCUUUUCUGUGUAGAGUAUAAAUAACGCCACCUAAACGGAUCUGGGCCCAAACAAUAGUGGGACAGGGCAAAAUGAUGAUGACAACUGAGUGUUUGGACCUAGUAUUGGAUUCAGAACAGAAAGCACCACGUGCACUCGAAUAGUCAAUACUAUAUAAUUGUGUAAUGACUGGCUCCGCCUACCCAAGCCCAUCAGCAUUGGGACCAAGAUACGAUUGGGUAAAUUGGCAUCACGAUAUAAUUGUGUCCAAAUCCAUUUUGAUGCAGAUCCAAGUUUACAGGUCCAAGUCAAAUGUAGGGGAUUUGAGUUUGUUUGCUCACUUGAGCAUUACAAACAUAAGUGCAUUUAUGUCUUUAAAAAGUUGGUAGAUGCUUGCUUAUGUUUGGUUCGUGGGUUCCAUUUUUUACUAAUAUAUUUUGUGAUCAUCAGCUUAGGCUUGGUUAGCGUCAAAAGGGAUGUGUCAUCAUCUUAGGUUGAUUUCAUAAAUGUUUCCAGGGUAUUGCCAAGAUAUAAUUAGGUUACAAUAUGACAACUGCCAAAAUUCCUUUGAGAAUGAGCAUUAAAUGAACUGACCUUUAGUUUUUCCCUCAUCCCUGGAAAGGCUAUUUUGCUAAACACCUUGUGAAUUAUGUCUGUAAAAGUAUCUGGCUGAUCAAAGAUAAGUACCCCAUGUGAAAUCGACCACACCAAGACCUGUAGCUUCAAAGAAGAAGGACAUUUCAAAUCCAAAGUAUAGCAACUCGAGUGCCCUGGGUUAUCAUACUUUAUUGUACUUUACUGAAUGGUCUAAGAAUCUAACUAGUUGUAAAAAAAAAUUUGGAGUCCUCUUCAAGUAACGUAAACUCAUGAACACUCCCCUUCAUGUUGUGCUUUUUGUCUAGUCGUCCCGGAGAUCAGUGCAUUUAGGAGAGGAAAGUCGUAGGUUACCAAUCUUACAUUAGAAACUUGACAGAAUACACUGAGGUCGACUUUAAAUAUGGUUAUGCUAUGGAUAGUUCUGAGUUCUCUGUUCAAUACAUUUAUAAUUCACUCACUCUUCUUAAUUACAAAAAGUUCAAUUUCUACCAUCAACUUUGCCAUUAUACCUUUGGAGAAAGCACAUGAAUUUAAGAACUCAGAACUAUCCAUAGCAUUAUAAAUGUAUGAAUUUAUAAUGCUAUCGAUAGUAGUUUGAAUGUAUGAAUUUAUCACGUGUAACAUUGGUUCGUUUACCUAAGUUAGUGAGUUGAUCUCUCGUGUUAGGAAAGCAGUUGACAAUGGUGUCUUUCUUACCAUUUAUGUAUGAAAUAGACUAAAAUAUCUCUAGAGUAUGAAUCUGAUAUAACUGUAUGCUACAAACUUGCCCAGCCAUUAUUUUCCUGUUUCUUCUAUCAUUACAUGCCCUUUUGAUUUGCUGAAGCUUCCCUUUAUUACUAAAUUCCUGUUUCAUACUUCAAGUUAGAUAUCCUUGUUUUAUAUUUCCAGGUUCUCUCUGCACGGAAUAUCCAACUUUUGCUGGGUUAUUAUGUCAACUGCAUAAAAGAAUCAUCUGGCACUGAUGAUUCAGAUAAGACAAUAAUAGGAUCUACUGAUGAAACGUUCACAGACACUAGGAAUAGUCACUGGAAAUUUGUUUUGGUUCUUCAACCGGCUCAAAGAGGCCUUGAAAGUAAGACUAUAGAGGCAGAUCUAAUCUUAUGGACAGUUGGGUCUAAGUCACUUCUGCCUCAGCUUGAGUCAUUCAACCUUGGAAAUCGCCUCCCGUUGAAUUCAAGGGGACAAGCAGAAGUUGAUGAUACUCUUCAAGUAAAAGGACAUCCACGUAUAUUCGCUGUUGGUGAUUCAGCAGCUUUAAGGGACAGUUCUAGUCAGCUGCUUCCUGCCACUGCACAGGCAUAGUGACUGCAUAUUCUUUCUCUGUAUUAAAAACAAAAAGAACGACAUGAGGAUUUUAAACGGAUCACAUGUGGUUCUGUAUGUUUUUGCAAUCACAAUGACAUCAUUUAUGGAUUCACAGGUUGCUUUUCAGCAGGCAGAUUUUGCUGGUUGGAAUAUUUGGGCGUCUAUCAAUGAUCGACCUCUAUUACCCUUCAGGUUUGUUUCUCUUGCAUGCUUUGAAGAUCACAUGCAUUUGUAUAGUUAUGUUGGUUGCCUAUAACUCAUCUCUUUUUGGAUGUAAAAUUGUCUGUGUUCAUCUAGUUUGUUUUCUCACGUUUGUUCAUGUUAUUUUCUAGUGGUGUUAGUAAUUGUUUCUUAGGAUUUCAUUUCAUUUCAUUGGAUUGACCGUCAGAAUCAUAUUCCACGUACACUAUGAUAAUUGUAGCUUGAACAUACAUAAAUAUUGCCGGUCUGAAAUGCCGGACAGUAAUCAUCAUUUGAGCCAUGAAGGGGCUUGCUCAGCCUCUCAAUCUUUUCCGUCAGUAUGCAUUUUGUUCAAUGCCUAUUUUUCACUUCAACCUCCACUAUUUUUGGAAUGCAAUUGUUCCUCUGUGUCAUGUGUGUAUGCUGUUAUUCUGUGGGAAGAAGACCUUUUGAUAUGGUUGGUGUAUGGCAUCCAGGAUUAGUACUGCAACACAUUAACUGAUAUGGAGGUUAAUUAAGAAGUUGAUCAAACCAUUGUUCUUUGUGCUUUACUUACCAUCACAUAUUAAAAUGUCACCAUGUUUUCUUGACAUUUUUCAACUCUACCUUCAUUUUUUCGCUGUCUCAGCAUUUCAAGUAUUUGUCUAUUCACGAGCAAUGGAUAAUCUGCAUACCUGAGCUUCUUAUCCUAUUUUAGUGUGUUUUUUUAAGAAUUCGUGACAUGAAAGAUGGUGUCUACAAGAUGCCACCUCUCAUUAGUUUUUGUUAUUUCUGCCCUCGUUGGUUUGCUGUGCUUGCAUUAAAUGAAGGCUCACCUCCUUUUAAACUAGUAUUCACAUCAAAAUGAAGUCUUCAAACUCUGAUUAGGUGCCUCCCUCAAUCGAACUGGGCCUUGGAAUGCUUACCUACCAGCCACUGAUUAUUCAGUUCCUCUGAAAUGUUUGCUGUUGAAUCUUUUCUUAAUCAAUCCUCUGUGUGUCUAUUCUGCUGACUUGGUAUUGGCUGCUGGUGUAAGGUGGUAUCUUCUGGUUAACUUCUAUCUUGCAACCCUCGUUAGGACCUCGGGACUUCUCUUAAACAUGAGUUUCAUAUGAAAGCUUCUCAGUAUUUUUGUCUGGUGUCUUCGAUUGACCUUUUAAAAAAUUUCAAUAUUUUUAUUAUUAGAUUUGUCGAUUGUAAAUCUUUUGAUUUUUCACAUUUUUUCAGGCAAUAAUACUAAAGAAUGACGAUUAUAUCUAAAUCUGUGUUCCAUAUUGACUUACUUGAGUCUAUGUAUUUUCCUUGUAAUUUUCAAAUUUUCUUGUUUUUCUUAAAGGCUCCAUCAAAACACUUUUUUUUUUUUGGUUUGAAAAUGAAUAAUCGUGCCUCGAAUUCGUUUCAAGCAAUUUUGAUCGCAUAAAACAUGAUGAAUUCAAUAUACACUAAAAGGUACACUAAAAAUUGAACUACAAUCACUAUGAAUGGAAAGCUAGUCUUGGUCGUUUGAGUUGACCUUUGAUGGCCAACCAUAGUGUAAUCUCUCUACCUCUGGAUAGUCAAAUAGAUUGUUGUGGGAGAUUAUUAAAGUAUUGGAUUUAUUUCAUUAAUUUUUAUCUGUCUAAGCUUAUUUAAGACACUGUCCUUUAUCUGAUCCUUAGGUUCCAGAAUCUGGGGGAGAUGAUGACUCUUGGCACAGACGCUGCUGCAGUGACACCGAGCUUCAUCGAGGGUCUGACUUUGGAUGGACCUGUCGGUCAUGCUGGUGGGUAGUUGCACUUGUUGACUCAUUGACUCCCACGGGCUUUCGUUACCGUAACACGUUUCCUUCCACUGCAGCGAGGAAGAUUGCCUACUUGAUAAGAUUACCCACUGAUGAACAUCGCGUGAAGGUCGGAAUCAGCUGGCUCACAAAGUCUGCUGUUGACUCUAUUGCAUCACUACAGAGCAGCAUAUCCAAGACUCUUUUCAGCUCGUAG